AUGGCUUCCAAACUCUUCAAGGGAAUGGCCCUCGCAGGCCUCGUCUCCGCCGCGGCGGCUUGCUCGACCGAAUCCGACGUGACGGUCACCUUCUAUGGCUAUCCCGACAACGAUCCCCCGAGUGCAGACAUUGCCUAUGACUGUGGCCGUGGAUACACUGCUGGUGGUACCGGUACUUACAGCGACCCCUUGACCUUCGCAUCCGCGUCCGGUGAGUUCGAGCAGUGUGAGAUCAUCUAUCUUCCCUACCUGAAGAAAUACCUUCGGUACGAGGACGAAUGCGCCCAGUGUACCACGGACUACAAGUCCGGCAAGCUGCACAUCGACAUCUGGACUGGCUCCAACUCCGACGGAGGCGACACCCAAAUCGAGUGCGAGGACAACUUGACUCCCGACUCCCAGUCGAUCGUCCUCAGCCCGGCGAGCUCGUACACCGUCGACUCUACCGCACUUUUCGCCAAUGGCAAAUGCUACACCUCCAACACCUACAGUGGUGCUGAGGCGUCGACCUACUGCUCUUCUUCGGGAUCCGGCAGCAGCUCCGGAUCCAGCUCCAGCUCCGGGUCCAAGCCAACCUCGACGGCAAGCUCCGGCUCGUCGUCCUCUUCGUGCUCUUGGUCGGGUCACUGCGCCGGUGCCACCUGCUCCACGGAGAAUGAUUGCUCGGAUGAUCUCACCUGCCAGAACGGCAAGUGUGCGUAA
Molecule: messenger RNA, 702 nt
Organism: Aspergillus japonicus CBS 114.51
Lineage: Eukaryota; Fungi; Ascomycota; Eurotiomycetes; Eurotiales; Aspergillaceae
Exons: 5
Coding region: 1-702 (233 amino acids)
Source: RefSeq, a predicted model, not a curated record